UUUAUUUUUGCUGCAAAUGUUAAAGGAAAAUGUAUUGUUAUUUUAUGGCGAUAAAUGUCUGCUAAACUAGCUAGCCAAAAUACACGUACCCGCCAGGAAGAAGUUGAGCAUUGAUUGGCCGAAGUCAUCAUGCCUUUCCUUCCAAAACAAAUCCGUCUUCAAACAAUAUAUAUGCUAUUAGGGCUCCACCAGAGCCUUCCAGUACAUGUGUAGCCUAGUUGGGGACCAUGGCAGAGUGGAACGCCUACUACCAGAAUGAGGAUGAAGAUGUGGACGGGGAAGAAGGGGAUGAGUUUGAAGUGGACUAUAAGAGCACAGGGCGUGACAGCCUGGUGUUUCUGGUGGAUGCUUCCAAGGAGAUGUUCAUCAGUGGGGAGGAUGGAGAGCCCUCACCAUUUGACUUGACCAUGCAGUGUGUCCACAGCGUGUAUACCAGUAAGAUCAUCAGCAGUGACAAGGACCUGGUGGCUCUAGUGUUCUAUGGGACGGAACAGAGCAAGAACCCCAGGAACACUUUCAAGCAUGUCUAUGUUUACCAUGACCUGGACUCACCUGGUGCCCGUCGGGUGAAGGAUGUGGACGGGCUGCGUGGGGAGAACGGUGCCCAGGUGGCAGAUGAGACCAUGGGCAGUGGGAAGACCAACCUGGGUGAGGCCCUGUGGUGCUGCUCCAACCUCUACAGCGACGUCAAGUUGCGGCUCUCCCACAAGCGCCUCAUGAUCUUUACCUGCCGAGACACGCCACACAGGGGCGACAGCGAGCGUGACCGCCUAGCCCGCACCAAGGCCGGUGACCUUAAAGAGACUGGUGUGGUGAUAGACCUGAUGCAUCUGAUGAAGCCAGGUGGGUUUGACGUCUCGCUUUUCUUCUGCGAUGUGGUGAGCCCCCCCGAGGAUGAGGCUGAGCUGGGCCUGCAGAUGGAGCCUUGUGGGAAACUGGAGGACCUCCGGAAGAGGGUUCGAGCCAAGGAGAUGAAGAAGAGAUCCAUGGCAAGGUUGAAUCUGUGUCUGGGGGAAGGGAUGAACGUGGCGGUGGGUGUGUACAUCACGGUCCGACAGACCAAGAAGCCUAAUGCCGACAAGCUCUACAGAGACAACAACGAGCCCGUCCACACCAAGACACGCCUCUACCACACACAGACAGGCAGCCUGCUGCUCCCCAGUGACACCAAGAGGGCUCAGGUGUAUGCAGGCAGGCAGAUAGUGAUGGAGAAAGAUGAGGUGGAUGUGAUAAAGAAGUUUUCUGACCCGGGUCUGGAGCUGAUUGGGUUCAAACCCAUGGAGCGUCUCAAACUGCACCACCACCUCAGAUCUGCUCUCUUCAUCUACCCAGAGGAGGAGGCGGUCACAGGGAGUGCCUGUGUGUUUACAGCGUUGCUGUGCAGGUGUAGUGAGAGGAACGUGUUUGCUCUGUGUAAAUACACACGGAUCCGUAACUCUCCCCCACGCUUCUUAGCCCUGGUGCCCCAGAGAGAGGAGCUGGAUGAGGGCCAGGUCCAGAUUGAGGCUCCAGGCUUCCAUGGCAUCUUCCUGCCCUACGCGGAUGACAUCCGUAACCUGGACGCUCCUCAGCUCCCCACCGCCUCCGACGCCCAGGUGGAAAAGAUGAAGGAGAUAGUACACAAGUUACGCUUCAAAUACAGGAGUGGUGCCUUUGAGAACCCAGUCCUACAGCAGCACUACAGGAACCUGGAAGCCUUGGCACUAGAUCUCAUGGUCCCGGAGCCCAUAGAGGACCACACCAUGCCCACGGUGAAGAUGAUGGACAAGUGUCUUGGUUCCCUGGCUCAGGAGUUCAAAGAUCUGGUGUACCCUGCUGACUACAACCCAGAGGGCAAGACUGCACCCAAACGCAAACCAGCUGAGGACGCAGGUGGAGCAGAGAAGAAGCCUAAGGUGGAGAUGUCUGAGGACGAGCUGAGGGCUCACGUACAGAAAGGCACCCUGGGUAAGCUGACGGUGCCUGUGCUAAAAGACGCGUGUAAGCAGUUUGGGGUGAAGGUCACAGGGACCAAGAAACAGGAGCUAAUAGACGCCUUGAAGGCACAGCUCGCAAAAUGAGGCGUAGAUGUCAAUAUAUGUUUCUGUCGAUUUUCUGGUCAGAAGUACUUGGUAGCAGGAUUAUUGAUCAGUUUUUGCUUUGGGGUUCCAUUUUAAGGUUUCUAACCAGAGAUAUCUAGUUUUUCAUUUACGUUGCUCAUUUUUACAUGUUUUAAACUUUGUAAUAAAAAAAUAAAGGGUAAUUGCUUCAA
Molecule: messenger RNA, 2251 nt
Organism: Salvelinus fontinalis (brook trout)
Lineage: Eukaryota; Metazoa; Chordata; Actinopteri; Salmoniformes; Salmonidae
Product: X-ray repair cross-complementing protein 5-like
Exons: 13
Coding region: 228-2060 (610 amino acids)
Biological process (GO): cellular response to X-ray; telomere maintenance; double-strand break repair via nonhomologous end joining
Cellular component (GO): nucleus; Ku70:Ku80 complex
Molecular function (GO): double-stranded DNA binding; DNA helicase activity; telomeric repeat DNA binding
Source: RefSeq, a predicted model, not a curated record